Anolis carolinensis (green anole) is the source of this 3898-nucleotide messenger RNA. Its product is annotated as synaptosomal-associated protein 25. Gene Ontology annotation, cellular component: plasma membrane; SNARE complex. The record is from RefSeq and is a predicted model, not a curated record. Lineage: Eukaryota; Metazoa; Chordata; Lepidosauria; Squamata; Anolidae. The coding region runs from base 485 to 1111 and encodes 208 amino acids. Gene Ontology annotation, biological process: exocytosis; synaptic vesicle priming; synaptic vesicle fusion to presynaptic active zone membrane. Gene Ontology annotation, molecular function: voltage-gated potassium channel activity; syntaxin-1 binding; SNAP receptor activity. The transcript has 8 exons.
GAGAUGGGAAGACUCGAAUCCAUGCCACGGCCAGUCCACUUUGGUGUCGCCCAAAAUAAGUCUCCUUAGGGGUCCAGGGAAAAGUUCAUGCCAAGAGAGUUGCCCAGGUGACCGAGCCAAAUUGCCUUCUUCUCCAUCCAUCCAUCCCCAACGUCAGGUUGCCGUGGCAACAGCAUCCCUGGAGGGGAGAGUGGAGAUUGGGUACCAGCCCCAGGCUCCUCCGGCCCCUCCCUGCCCCUCCCUUUAGAACAGCCGCCAAUCAAAGGAGCUCCUCGCCUGCCCAUCAGGCCUCUCGUCCAAUGGGAGGCCUCUGGAGGCGGGGCUCCAUCCUCAGCCAGAUCUUGGGAAGAAGCAAAGUGGCAGCAGAUCCCAAAGCGAAGAAGGAGGAGGAGGAGGAGAUCCAACAGUGAUCUCUUCGGUUUCUUCUCACGCAAGUGUUGGAGUCAUUCCCAGAAGGGCAGCCUCUUCUCCGUAGGAUCCCAGCAUGGCAGUCAACGGCGUGGCAGGACCCGAGUUGGGCGGCCUUGAAGAGCGCAUCCAUCAGGUCAACGUGGAGUCUUUGGAGAGCACCCGGCGGAUGCUGCAGCUGGUGGAUGAGAGCAAAGAUGCUGGGAUUCGGGCUCUAGUGAUGCUGGAUGAUCAAGGAGAGCAGCUGGACCGAAUCGAGGACGGUUUGGACCAGAUUAUCCAAGACAUGAAGGAAGCAGAGAAAAACCUCACCGAUAUGAGCAAAUGCUGCGGCCUGUUCGUUUGCCCUUGUGCCAAGUUAAAGAACCUAAAAGCUAUGGAGGCCAAUAAAGCCGCAGGGAGCAACGACCAGGACAAGGUGGUCUCUCGGCAGCCCUGCCUGGUGGCCGAUGGGAACCAGAUGAUGAUGAGCGCCCCUUUCAUUCAGAGAAUAACGAAAGACGACGUGGAGGAAGAGAUGGAGCAGAACCUCACCCAAGUGGACAGCAUGCUGAGCAACCUGCGGAGUAUGGCGGUGGACAUGAGCAACGAAAUUGACGUCCAGAGCAAGCAAGUGGAGAGCAUUAAAGAAAAGGCCAUCGCCAACGUGAUCAGCAUCAACGAGGCCAACAACCAAACCACCAAAAUGCUGAAGAAAGCCUGAAUGGCCCUCCAGCAUUUACGCCUUGCGCCCCCAAAACGGCCCUUCGAAAUAUUCACAACCCAGCUUUUUCCAUCCUAACCCCAGAAUGGACUGAUUCAGACCAGAGCAUUUGAAAUCGAGUUCCCUGGUGUCUGUUUCUGGUUGUUAAAGUGAUGCCGUGAAGCACCUUGUGCCGUACGCAUGGCAAGCAAUGUCCCCUUUCCCAUUGGGGUUUCUCUAUAUACCAGCCUUUACCUAUAGAAAAUAGUGAGCCGAUGGUUUGGGUAGGUAAAAGGGUAUACUGGGAUGGUCCUGGAAAUUAUGUGCACUUAAGUUUAGACAUGUUUGAUUUCAGUUAGUCUGCUGAAAAACAAAAGGGCUUGGAAUAUUACUACAGGUUGAGCAUCCCAAAUCCAAAAAAACCCCAAAAACUCCACAAUCUGAAAUUGGCUAAUUUAGUGACACCUUUUCUUCCCAGUGAUUCAGUGCGCAAAAACAUGGUCCCGUGCACAAAAUUAUUGCAAACAAUGGACACAACUGUAAGAGUUUGAGAAACUGCACUAAGAGUGAGAAAACUGUGCAGCUUUGCUAUAAAAAAAACCCUGUACUCCAAUUGUUUUCCAUUCACUGUCUUUGAAUGUUGUGCAAACUAAAUGUGAAGCGGUAGGAAAAGAAACUCGAAAGCCAAAAUCUUUGGCCAGUUUUGAACGUGUUAAUUUCUUCCCUGCACAGUUUUGUUUCUGGGAUGAAAACAAUGCAGUUUCUGGACACGUUUUGUCAAAAAGGAGUGGUGUUUCCCAUUGUCCAAAAGGAGAAAAAACAAAACAGCCCGCAAACCAUAGGAUGAAAAUACUGUUUUGUUGUUCUUGACAUUUCCAGUUGAAAAGUAGUAAGAGAUAGAUGGAUUUGACAGCGUUUGCCAGUCAGAGCAGACAAUGCUAGGGCACGGUUUGUCUACAUCAGGGGUCCUCAAACUUUUUAAGUGGAGGGCCGAUUCACAGUCCCUCAGACUGUUGGGGGGCCGGACUAUGAUGAAAUAGUCCAAAAUUAGGAUUGUUGUUGUUGUGUGCCUUCAAGUCAUUUCAGACUUAGGUCAACCCUAAGUCUAAAGUUUAGGACAGAGGCCAAGUCAAGGACCUUGGAGGGCCACAUCUGGCCCAUGGGCCUUAGUUUGGGGACCCCUGAUCUAGACGAUCUCAUGAGACCAUAGGUAAGCAAAGAGACCUCCAAAGGCCAUCUAGAUGGUUUCAAAAGACCAUAGGUAAGGAAAGGGACCCCCAAAGGCCAUCUAGACAAUUUCAUAAAACCAUAGGUAAGGAAAGGGACCCUCAAAGGCCAUCUAGAUGGUCUCAUAGGACCAUAGAUAAGGAAAGGGACCCUCAAAGGCCAUCUAGAUGGUCUCAUAAGAUCAUAGAUAAGGAAAGGGACCCUCAAAGGCCAUCUAGAUGGUCUCAUAAGAUCAUAGAUAAGGAAAGGGACCCUCAAAGGCCAUCUAGAUGGUCUCAUAGGACCAUAGAUAAGGAAAGGGACCCUCAAAGGCCAUAUAGAUGAUCUCAUAAGAUCAUAGGUAAGGAAAGGGACCCUCAAAGGCACAUCUAGAUGGUCUCAUAGGACCAUAGGUAAGGAAAGGGACCCUCAAAGGCCAUCUAGAUGAUCUUAUAAGGCCGUAGCUAAGCAAAGAGACCUUCAGAGACUAUCUAGAUGAUCUCAUAAGACCAUAGGUAAGCAAAGAGACCUCCAAAGACCAGAUAGGUCUAAAGUUUAGGACAGGGGCCAGGUAAAUGACCUUGGAGGGCCUUGGUUUGGGGACCCCUGAUCUAGACGAUCUCAUAAGACCAUAGGUAAGGGACCCUCAAAGGCCAUCUAGAUGAUCUCAUCAGGCCCUCAGAAGACCAUAGAUAAGGAAAGGAACCUCAAAAACCAUCUAGAUGGUCUCAUAAGACCAUCGGUAAGGAAAGGGGUCCCCAAAGGCCAUCUAGGCAAUCUCAUAAAACCAUCGGUAAGGAAAGGGACCCUCAACGGCCAUCUAGAUGGUCUCAUCAGACCUUCAGUAAGGAAAGAGACCUCCAAAGACCAUCUAGAUGGUCUCAUAAGGCCGUAGCUAAGCAAAGAGACCUUCAAAGACCAUCUAGACGAUCUCAUGAGACCAUAGGUAAGCAAAAAGAUCUCCAAAAACCAGGUAGACUUAGGUCAACCCUAAGUCUAAAGUUUAGAACAGGGGCCAGGUCAAUGACCUUGGAGGGACGCAUCCGGCCCCCGGGCCUUAGUUUGGGGACCCCUGGUCUACAUUGUAGAAUUAAUUCAGUUUGACACCACUUUAACUGAUAUGGCUCAUUGGUAUGGAAUAUUAGAUUUGUACUUUGGGGAGGCACCAGCACUUUUUAGCAGAGAAGGCUCCUGACUGUAUAUCGCUCCAACUCCAUAGCCUUGAGCCAUGUCCGUUCAAGUGGUGUCAAACUGUGUUAAUUCCACAAUGUAGACCAGUGGUUCUCAACCUCUGGGUCCCCAGGUGUUUUGGCCUACAACUCCUAGAAAUCCCAGCCAGUUUCCCAGCUGUUAGGAUUUCUGUCGGGUGAAGGCCAAAACAUCUGGGGACCCACAGGAUUGAGAACCACUGGUGUAGACACACCCCGAGAGGCGAGAAAUGGUCUGAAUCCAACAGAAGGCAGUUCACAAAUAUACAUGUCAACACCCGGGGCCUGGCUUCGAUACAACGCGUCACUGUGAUCUUUUUGACGUUUCUGUUUUCGUUGGUUACGACUUUUAAAACGUGUGGUGAUUAAAACGAGGUGUGCAUUUCUAAAAGCA